Tachyglossus aculeatus (Australian echidna) is the source of this 4876-nucleotide messenger RNA. RefSeq names its product phospholipid phosphatase related 4 (gene PLPPR4). Lineage: Eukaryota; Metazoa; Chordata; Mammalia; Monotremata; Tachyglossidae. Gene Ontology annotation, biological process: signal transduction; axonogenesis; phospholipid metabolic process. Bases 66 to 2222 code for a protein of 718 amino acids. The transcript is spliced from 7 exons. Gene Ontology annotation, molecular function: phosphatidate phosphatase activity. The record is from RefSeq and is a predicted model, not a curated record.
CACGCCCGCCCGGCGCUUCGCACCCCGCGCUGAGGGCGGAGGGUCGGGCCCGGCCGGGCCCCGGCAUGGCUGCCAAGGAGAGGCCGAAAGCCAGGCUCACCAAGGACAGCGUCACCCUGCUGCCCUGCUUCUAUUUCGUGGAGUUGCCUAUAUUGGCAUCGUCGGUUGUUAGCCUCUAUUUCCUUGAACUUACGGAUGUCUUCAAGCCAGUGCACUCUGGAUUCAGCUGUUAUGACAAAAGUCUUAGUAUGCCCUACAUUGAACCUACCCAGGAGGCAAUCCCAUUCCUCAUGUUGCUCAGCUUGGCAUUUGCUGGACCUGCAAUCACGAUAAUGGUAGGAGAAGGAAUUCUGUACUGUUGCCUGUCCAAAAGAAGAAAUGGGAUUGGAGUGGAGCCCAAUAUUAAUGCAGGAGGCUGUAACUUCAACUCUUUCCUUAGAAGAGCCGUCAGAUUUGUUGGUGUGCAUGUGUUUGGACUCUGCUCUACAGCCCUUAUUACAGAUAUCCUACAGUUGUCAACAGGGUAUCAGGCACCUUACUUCCUGACCGUGUGUAAACCCAACUACACAUCUUUGAACGUAUCCUGCAAAGAAAACUCCUACAUUGUGGAAGAUAUUUGUUCAGGAUCUGACCCCACAGUCAUCAACAGUGGAAGAAAGUCAUUUCCUUCUCAACAUGCUACCCUAGCAGCCUUUGCAGCCGUGUAUAUUUCGAUGUAUUUCAAUUCUACGUUAACUGAUUCUUCUAAACUCCUGAAACCUCUUCUGGUAUUUGCAUUUAUCAUCUGCGGAAUCAUCUGUGGUCUGACACGAAUCACCCAGUACAAGAACCAUCCAGUUGAUGUCUAUUGUGGUUUUUUAAUUGGAGGAGGAAUUGCUCUUUAUUUGGGCCUGUAUGCUGUGGGCAACUUUUUGCCCAGUGACGAGAGUAUGGGUCAUCACGGUCAGCACAGAGAAGCUCUGAUGUCCCUGCCUGACCUAAACCAGGACCCCAGCAGAAUUUUACCUGGCAAGAGUGUCAGCGGCGGUGACGGGCUCGUCCACCCAGAAGCCAUGCUGAACCGGAACCCCAGAGACGCCAGCUCCUUGACCAACCUCAAACGAGCGAAUGCCGACGUGGAGAUCAUCACACCCCGGAGUCCCAUGGGUAAAGAGAACAUGGUUACCUUUAGCAACACGCUGCCCCGAGCCAAUACUCCCUCCGUGGAGGAUCCGGUUAGACGAAACGCAACCAUCCAUGCGUCCAUGGACUCCGCCCGGUCGAAGCAGCUGCUCACUCAGUGGAAGAGCAAGAACGAGAGCCGGAAGUUGUCCCUGCAGGUAAUAGAGACGGAGCCCAGUCAGUCCCCGCCACGAUCUAUAGAAAUGAGGUCAAGCUCUGAACCAUCCCGGGUAGGGGUAAAUGGAGACCACCACGGCCCCAGCAACCAGUACCUAAAAAUCCAGCCAGGGACGGUACCGGGCUGUAAUAACAGCAUCCCUGGAGGACCCAGGGUUUCCAUUCAGUCCCGUCCCGGUUCUUCCCAGCUCGUGCACAUCCCUGAAGAGACGCAGGAGAACAUAACCUCCUCUCCGAAAAGCAGUUCGGCCAGGUCCAAGUGGCUGAAGGCUGCAGAGAAGAGUGUGGCCUGUAGCCGAAGCAACAGCCAGCCACGGAUCAUGCAGGUCAUCGCCAUGUCCAAGCAGCAAGGGGUGCUUCAGAGCAGCCCCAAGAAUUCCGAGGGCAGCACGGUGACCUGCACCGGAUCCAUCCGGUACAAAGCCCUGACCGACCACGAACCCGGUGGCAUCGUGAGGGUUGAGGCCCACCCAGAGAACAACAGGCCCAUCAUCCAGAUCCCGUCCUCAGAAGGCGAAGGCAGUGGCUCCUGGAAAUGGAAGGCCCCCGACAAAGGCAGUCUACGCCAGACCUAUGAGCUGAAUGAUCUGAACCGCGAUUCUGAGAGCUGUGAGUCCCUGAAAGACAGCUUUGGGUCUGGGGACCGGAAAAGAAGCAACAUAGAUAACAACGAGCAUCACCACCAUGGCAUUACCACCAUCAGGGUCACGCCCGUGGAGGGAAGCGAAAUCGGGUCAGAGACGCUGUCCAUCUCAUCCAGCCGUGACUCCACCCUCCGGAGGAAAGGAAACAUCAUCUUGAUCCCUGAGAGGGGCAACAGUCCAGAGAACACCAGGAAUAUCUUCUACAAAGGCACCUCCCCUACGAGGGCCUUCAAAGAUUGAACCCUGGCGAACUCCGUGGGUAGGCCUGCCCCAGAAAGAUCACGCAUCGAUACCGCUCGCGCUCUGUUUUUGAGCCGAUGCCCAAGUCUUCUCGAUGUGCCGGAGGACUGACCUACUGUUGGGAGCGUCGCUGGUGUGUGGUGUGCAUGAGCUUGUGGAUUUCACGUCAAGGCAGGGUAACAAAGCACAACGCAAGAACCUAACUAAUGUGAAGAGCUUUCCUACGGCCCAUUUUCAUCAGAUUCAAAAUGUCACGCUGAGGGUGAUGUCAGACACUUUGUUUCCUGAAUGUGCCAACUUUUUUAUUUUAUGUAUUUUCACUUUGGGGAACUAGGUGUUGUUUUCCCCACAGCAGAGGCUCUUUCAGCAGUGUAUACUCUGCAGAUUCUGCACCUAAAGUUCAAUACAAGAUGGUGCUGGCUACAGCAGCCCAAAUUUGCCCAUGUAAACUCUAUACAUCUGACCAGUUUCCAGUCCGUUCUUUUUCAAAGUAAAGCUACUUCAUCAUCAAGAUACUAGCUGCAUUGAUAUAGAAUAGGAAAUUCUUGCACCUUUUGAUGUAAUGGAUCUGUCACAUUAAAAGAUUGGGAAAAUUUUGUGUAGUUCUUUUGGAAUCCUGCUUUUGGGGAAAAUCAUUAAUAACUCAGAGGUGAUAUGCUAUUGGAAUGGAAUAAAUACUAUUUCCUGUAGUUUGCUGCUGCAGAACUUUAUUUAUGUUCAGGUACCACUAAUGAAGAAGCUGUUUCUUCAGGGGUAAGCUUGUAUAAUUGUUUUAAAUAUUGUUUUUGUUUUCAAGAGGUCUUUCAACUGGUGUGAUCUCUUUUGGCAUUUCUGUGGCUUCCCAGUCAUUGUCUUUUUAACUCCUUUCUAUAUCUCUUGUGAAAACUAAGAGACCGUUGACAUUGCCAUCAGAGAAUACACUGAUGUGAAGAUGGAAACCGUGAAAAUUGAAGCAAAACCUGCCACUGUCAACUCAGGUGCCAGCAACUGAAUUAAUAGUGACUAGUUCACACUUGGAAGUCACCAUCCCACCUGCUUAGCUUGACAACCGAUCCCCACAAGCAUUCACCUGCUCACGCCAUUUGGUUCCAGUUCUUUGUACUGGGUAUAAAAUUGGGGUGGGGAGAGGGAGGCUUUAUAUUAUAUGAUUCCCUCCAUGGGGACCUAUCUUAUGCCACAGUUGUGCCACUCCUGAAAUGUGAUUUUAGGUUAGGCUAUAUGGAAAACUCAAAUGUAUUUUUAGGGGAAAAAUAUUCAUAUUAGAUACUCUGAAUUUAUUUAGCACUUUCCUUCUGAAGAACUGAAAGCACUUUCACAUUAUUCAUUUUAUACAUAUAAACACCUCCCCAGGAGGUGGGGAGAAGCAAAUGUUAUUUUCCCAACUUUACAGAUAGAGAAAUGGUGUCCCAGAGAGGUUAGGUGGUUGACCUAAAAUCACCCAGUCAACAACAGAGCUAGAACUAGAUCGUGGUUCACCUGCAUCUUCCCUCCUUACUAGCAUCUCACAACAACCUACUUGCUUCUGAUUUGUGUUUCUGAGGAUUGCUUAUGUCCAAACUGCCUACACAAAUCCAGUCGUGGCACUAUAUGCUACCAAAAGCAAAGCUGCGAUUCUCACUCAAGGAAAAUUUGAUCAUCAGGACAAAAGGGAGAGUCGUUUUUAAAAAGUUUCCCCUGGGCUUUUAUAAAAAGUAUGAAUGGCCAUCUAUAAGGUUCUAUUAUUGGACACCAAAAUUUUUUAACACAUUUCCAGGGAUGGCAGACACAGGUGUUCUGUGCUCAUCUUAGACAAAUAGAAAAAAUUUGGACUAGUUCAAUUCCUGGGUUGAGGGUAGAAUUAGCUUUGUGCUCUAACGCCAUCCUUCUUGGAUUCUAAAUUAAAAGGGAGGAACCUUAAAUAGAAUGGCCUCAAUUCACUGGAUUAGGAUGCUACGAUGAAACAAUCACACAGAAUUGGAAACCAUGGCAAUAAAACAAAGACAAAACAAUGCUGAAAGCAGUUUACUUUUUUGUAUAGGAGGUGAGGUGGAAGGUGGCUUAAUUCCCCCUUGGCCUUGGGCAGAAGGUGGGUUGAUUUUAGUACUCCAAAAAAUUGGCUGCAUCAUUUCAGGUGCAGUAUGAUAUUUCCUAAGCUUUCCUAUUUCUUAACAAAGGAUUUUAAAGCACUUAUGUAGUCAUUGGAGUUGUUUUCUUCACAUAAAUAUUGAUAUAUUCUUUUUUACUCAAAAGUGCCAAAGGCAAAAGUUUUUAAUAGUGACAACAAAUUAUAUAACAUUAUAAAGCAAAUGUAAUACGAUAUUCACUAGAGCUCAGACCUCUGCAUGUAUAUUUGAUAAGAAAUCUUUUGUAAAGAAAAUGAACCUUUGUUUACAUUCCACUGGUACCUUAAUUUAAAAGCAAGUCAAACUAACAGGUGGCAUCUCUUCUUAGUGUUCAAAUUUGUCUUACUUGCUAAAGGAGGCACUUCUUUAUUUGUUAGGCUGUGCUUUAUUGAGAAAAAUCAAGUAUUGGAUACAGAAAAUGAAUUAUGUUUUUAAUGAAAUAUAUAUAUAUAUAUAAAGUAUUGUGUUUAAUAAAAUGUAAUGCAAUGUUUUCCAAACAAAAAAUUUGUAAACUGCUAUAAAUGUAUUUUGUUAAAUAAGUACAGAUAAAUG